Molecule: messenger RNA, 570 nt
Organism: Darwinula stevensoni
Lineage: Eukaryota; Metazoa; Arthropoda; Ostracoda; Podocopida; Darwinulidae
Source: the annotation of a GenBank genome assembly
UCUCAAUCGCCAGAACUUGAAGAGCAUGAGUGCCUAAUUGUCUGCUUCCUCUCUCAUGGGGAAGAAGGAGGUCUCCUCUACGCUAGAAACAAAACCUUUAUGGAAGAGGAACUAUGGCGUCCCUUCUACGGGGACGAAUGCAAGGCUCCGGUUGAUAAACCAAAGCUAUUCUUCAUUCAGGCAUGCCGAGGUGCACGUGUCGACGAUGGUGUGAAGAGUAAGUUGAACAGUGACUGCCUUAGCGGUGACGAACACGACGGACUCGCACAGAAUAAGGAAUAUCAUCUUCCCACCCAUGCCAACAUCCUCAUUGCCCACGCCGCCUACGAGGGUCAUGUUGCAUUCAGAAAUAGGCGCGUGGAAUCCUACUUCAUAUAUACAUUGUGUGAGGUCUUUGAGAAGCAUUCCGAGACUCUGGACGCGUUGAGGAUGCUCACCAUGGUCGCAGGAAUAAUGGCGGACGAUUUCAAGUCCAGAAGCAGUGAAAUAUCAUGGGAAGAGAAGAAACAGAUGCCGAUCAUUCAAAGCACGCUCACCAAAAUAGCCUACCUGAAACCGAAAUCAAAAUCA